AUGCUAAGAGAUACAGUCUUUGUUAAAGAUUUAACUGCGACAGCAAUUAUUGGAAAGGACGCUUGGAGCAGGCCACUGCCCCAGCCUAUAACGAUUUCUGUUUCGUUGGAUACAGAUUUCCAUGAAGCAUCAUUGACAGAUAACUUGAAGUUCUCUCUUAAUUAUGCGGUCAUAUCUAGAAAUAUUAUGGAGUACUUGAGAGCUAAUGAACAUAAGAAUUUCCAGUCACUUGGGAAUGUUGGAGAAUGUAUCAGUGAAAUAGUGUUGGAUCAGAAGCAUGGCGGCGGUCAGAUUGCUGAAGUGACUGUAAAGAGUACCAAAUCAGAAAUCAGAGCUGAAAGUGUUGAAUACAAGAUGAUGCGAUCAAUUUUGGGAGACUGUCAACGAGCCGAUGAAAUUAAAGUCCGUAAUUUGAAGUUAUUGACUAUAAUUGGGGUUUUCACCUUUGAAAGAGCUAAGCGUCAAAUUGUUGAUAUUGACUUGGAGAUGAAAUUACCAAAAAACUCGAAUAUAUUAGUCCAUAAAGUUGUCGAAGAUGUCUCUAUGUAUGUUGAAUCUUCAAAUUUCAAGACCGUGGAGGCUUUAGUGAUGUCAAUUGGUCAAAGGAUUUUUCAAGAUCAUGAUAGAGAUGUAGAUUCAGUCACUGUCAGAGUGACGAAGCCUAAUGCAAUUAGCUAUACCGAUGGUGUGGGUGUGACAUCAGAGAUGACGAAGGAUCUUUUCAUAGAUGCACAACCGCUUCAAAAAGGUGAAAAAUCUAAUGAUCUGUUCAAUUUACCGACCACUGAUGAAGAUAGCAACUUCUCAGACGUGUCAGAUCAUACAGCAUUUAUAGCUUUUGGCUCAAAUCAUGGGGACCAACUUCAGACUAUCAAUAAAGCAAUAGACUUACUUUCAAAUUACAAGAUCAACGUUGUGGCGACUUCCUCAUUGUACAUAUCCAAACCAAUGUACUACAAGGAUCAGUCUGAUUUUUUCAACGGAGUCAUUAAAGUUUCUUUUAGUAAUAAAACCCCUCAAGAAUUGUUGGCUGUAUUGAAAGAAAUUGAAUACAAACAUUGUGGAAGACAAAAGGAUUUUGAUAAUGGACCUAGAUCAAUUGAUUUAGAUAUUCUAUUGUACGACAAUGUUUCUAUGAAUACACCUGAAUUGAAAAUCCCUCAUAUCGCAAUGUUAGAGAGAACAUUUGUGUUACAGCCGCUAUGUGAAUUGCUACCCCCAGAAUUUAUACAUCCUGUAAGUGCGGAGCCAAUUCAUAAUCAUUUAAAGCAACUUUUGGAAGUUUUGCCCGAUGAACUGCUUCAAGAAUCACUGCAUUUGAAGGAGUAUAUCCCAAUUCCUAGACUUGGUGUGCAAAAUAACCCACUAGUUCUCGAUCAGCUUCAUGGAAAACAUGCUACUUUGAUAAUGGGUAUAAUGAAUAUCACUCCAGAUUCUUUUAGCGAUGGCGGAAAGCUUUAUGAUUAUGACGAAGAUUCACUCAGUAAAAGUGCUUUAAAAUUAAUUGAUCAAGGUGCUAAUAUCCUAGAUAUAGGAGGCGUUUCAACAAGGCCAGGAAGUAAAGAGCCCGAAGAAGAAGAAGAACUCAGGAGAGUUGUCAGGGCUGUCAGGGCUCUUCGGCAAUCUAAAAUACCAAGUGUUGCGAAUGCUCUAAUCUCUGUAGACACUUAUAGAGCUAAUGUGGCUGAGAAAUGUUUACAGGAGGGAGCAGACAUCAUUAAUGAUAUUUCGAUGGGUCUAUAUGAUGAUCAAAUGUUCAAAGUUAUUGCAAAAUAUGGUUGCCCGUACAUUAUGAAUCACACGAGAGGCACUCCGAAGACAAUGUCAAAAAUGACUUCUUAUCCUUCGAAUACAAAUGACGAUAUCAUUGAACUCAUAGUUGAUCCCUUGCAAGGUCAUAUUGAAAACAAACUUCCUCCUGACGUUGGAAAUCUUAUCAAUGGGAUAUCUCGAGAGGUGGCUUUGCAGAUAUUUAAAGCAUUCGAUGCGGGAAUAAGGAAAUGGCAAAUAAUAUUAGACCCUGGUAUAGGUUUUGCAAAGGAUAUCCAGCAAAACCUUUUGAUCCUUCAAAAUGCAUCCCUAUUUAAAAAAUAUUCAAUGUCGAUCAGAGAAAGAGACUCUAUAUCCUAUAUUAGUUUCAAUGGCCUUCCCCUCCUAAUUGGUACUUCAAGAAAGAAAUUUUUGGGCACAAUUUGCAAUGAACCAAUUCCAGAGAAACGCGUAGUGAGUACCAUAGCGACUCUCAUAGCAUGUGUUCAACAAAAUGUUGAUAUCGUAAGGGUUCAUGAUGUUAAAGAUGCAAAAAUAGCUUUGUUAACAGGUGAUGCAAUUUAUAGACACAUAUAUUAA
Priceomyces carsonii is the source of this 2349-nucleotide messenger RNA. RefSeq names its product trifunctional dihydropteroate synthetase/dihydrohydroxymethylpterin pyrophosphokinase/dihydroneopterin aldolase (gene FOL1). Gene Ontology annotation, biological process: tetrahydrofolate biosynthetic process. Lineage: Eukaryota; Fungi; Ascomycota; Pichiomycetes; Serinales; Debaryomycetaceae. The coding region runs from base 1 to 2349 and encodes 782 amino acids. The transcript has a single exon. Gene Ontology annotation, molecular function: dihydroneopterin aldolase activity; 2-amino-4-hydroxy-6-hydroxymethyldihydropteridine diphosphokinase activity; dihydropteroate synthase activity. The record is from RefSeq and is a predicted model, not a curated record. Gene Ontology annotation, cellular component: mitochondrial envelope.